Messenger RNA from Dreissena polymorpha, 4186 nucleotides. Its product is annotated as guanine nucleotide-binding protein G(I)/G(S)/G(O) subunit gamma-7-like. Gene Ontology annotation, molecular function: G-protein beta-subunit binding. The record is from RefSeq and is a predicted model, not a curated record. The transcript is spliced from 3 exons. Gene Ontology annotation, cellular component: heterotrimeric G-protein complex. Gene Ontology annotation, biological process: G protein-coupled receptor signaling pathway. The coding region runs from base 146 to 346 and encodes 66 amino acids. Lineage: Eukaryota; Metazoa; Mollusca; Bivalvia; Myida; Dreissenidae.
CAAACAUUUGACUGGUCGCAUUGGAUCAAUACAGUGUAUCAGAUAUUGUAUAUAAUUACUACCUACCCGUCUAAAAGUGGGCGAGGACGACUGGAAUUAAUUAAAAUUUGUCGCAUUUUUCAGUUGCAUUCCAUUUGAAUAAACGAUGUCUUCACAAGUACAGAAUUUGCAGAAACAAUUGUUGCAGUUAAGACAAGAGGCAAAUUUGCAGAGAAUACCCGUGUCAGAAGCUAUAUCAGAGAUAUUGCGAUAUACCACCCAACACGCCCAUGAUGAUGCCUUGGUUAUUGGAGUAGCGCAGUCAGAAAACCCAUUCAAAGAUGCAAAGGGAUGUCUGAUUCUAUGAUUGCACUUGUCAGUGUGGAACUACACCCCAUCUUGAGUUAGAGCGUUAAUACCAUAGAAGAUCUAAAGUUGUCAAUGACAUGCCUUGCAGUUUCUUCAUGUUCAUUCUAUUUUAUGUUUCUGUACAUGAUAAGUAGCUAUUAUUAAAUGUGUUUUACACUGUUCUCAUUACUAACCCUGUAUCUUUUACCAGUUGUUUGUGGAUGUAAACUAGUCGGGCUAGUUUGUUCAUAGAUUGGAAGUCGUAGACAAAAUUGAAAUCUUAAUCAGGGACCAUAUUCCUGACAAAUCUGAAGAAAAAUCUAAUCCUUAACUUUUUAGGGAGGAAAUAAUCUUUCACCAGGCUUUUGGGGCAUCAGCCAGAUAACUGGUGUUAACAAAGCAGUAUUACAUGGCUAAAAUGGAAAUGCAAUAUUUCAAGUUAAUGUUUACAUCUGAUUUUUCUGAUUGCACCUGCAUGAAAAGCCGAAAAAAAUCAGUUUGGAGAUAUGUAUUAUUUGUAUAAUUUGUUUGGUGAACUCAAUAAUCUGCUAUUAAUGGAUACAUAGUACACAUGUGUCGAUGUUUUGAAUUUUAUUUUAAAUUCUUGCUGAUUGUUGUAUCCUGAAUCUCAAUUUUAGCAUAGUAUUUUAUUAUUUUAGUUAUUUUGCAUUGGUGAACAUAGUUUUUGGUUAAACACAAUAUCACCACAAUCUUAAAUUAUCCAUGGCAUGGCAUUUCAUGCUUUGGGGUGAAUGAAUGGAGAAUAGUAGCGAUUGUUUUGUUUUUUAACAAUAUAAUAAUGUGUAAAAUUUGACCUGUUAAGCAAAAGACAAAAAGAUAUUCUAUCAAAUUAUAUUUUUAGGCAGUUGCAAUGCAGAAACUAUGGUAUUUUUUUUCCAAAAGCUGCAUUGAAGGUCAUUUUGGGAAUCAUGUGACAUCAUAUUUAUCACGACAUCAAAGAAUAUAUACAUGUAAUGUAAUAUUGUUAAAGAGAAUUAAAUUCAUACUAUGGUAAGUCAUUUUUCAAAAGCAUGAAAUAAAAGGAUUGUUUUGUCGAUUUCAGUUCACGAUGAUAUAAUUUCUUUUGUGGUUACAUAAAACAAAUAUUUUGAUUUGAGGCUACGCCAUUGUUAACACUAUGAUUUGUGUUACUGAUUAUGAAAUGAUAAUAGCAUCUUUCACUGAGAACAACAAAUAUCCACUAUAUCAUGUGUAUCAUAUAUGUGAUGAUUCUUGACACUCAUGUGUGACGAAGUAAAAUUGUGUGAUCACUUAACUCUAGCAAGUGACUACCUUGGACAAAAGGAAUGGAAAAAUCAUUGUUUAUGGAUGCAUUCAAGGUUUUUGUACCUUUAAAAAUAUAAGCAUUUGUUGGAGGAACUGGGAUGUUUUCUUGAUUUCUUUGUAAAAAGCAGUCAUAAUUUCUGUAAAAUUGUUGUUUUUAUUGCUUUGAGAUGUAAACAUUUUGUACUCAAAACCAUUGUGCAAUAUUAAUUUUGAUGCAAUACACUAACGUUUUAUAUGUUUAGAAACACAUUUUUGAGAAAUAAUAUCACAUGAAACAAUUAUUUUGUCCUUUUUGUGUACAAUUUGUGGUCACAUAUGGUAUAUUAUAUAAUUAUCAUAGUUAUCAUUAUCAUAAUGAUGAUUUUAAUUAAAAAAAUUGUUAUGAAGUCAGUUCUCAAUCGUCCUUGGAAAUUUUUCAUGAUAUUUAAUGUUAAUAUUUGUAGAUUCAUUAUUGUUGUAAAAACUGACUGAAGCACACCGUUUUAAACUCGACUAUUAUGUAUGAAAUAUAUAUAGUGGAGCUAUCCUACUCACCCCGGCGUUGGCGUCUUCGUCUGCGUUAGCAUGCAAAUGUUAAAGUUUUCGUACUACCCCAAAUAUUUUCUUUGUCCCUUGGCAAAUUGCUUUCAUAUUUUGCAUACUUGUUUACCAACAAGACCCCAACCUAUAAACAAGAGCAGACAACUCUAUCAAGCAUUUUGUCAUAAUUAUGGCCCCUUUUCCAUUUAGAAUAUGCAGCAAAUGUUAAAGUUUUUGUACUACCCCAUUUAUUUAUAUUGUCCCUUGACAUAUUGCUUUUAUAUUUUGCAUACAUGUUUACCAACAUCACCCCAACCUAUAAACAAGAGCAGACAACUCUAUCAAGCAUUUUGUCAUAAUUAUUGCCCCUUUUAUACUUAGAAUAUGCAUAUUAUUGAUAAAUCUAUGUUAAAGUUUGCAUAGUACCCCAAAUAUUUCCUAUAUCCUUUGACAUAUUGCUUUUAUAUGUUGCAUACUUGUUUACCAACAUAACCCCAACCUAUAAACAAGAGCAGACCACUGUAUCAAGCAUUUUGACAUAAUUAUGGCCCCUUUUACACUUAGAUAAUUGAACAUUUUGCUUAAAUUGCCAUAACUUCUUUAUUUAUGAUCACAUUUUAUUAUUACUUUGACAAAACAACACUUACCUGAAUACCACAAUGGAUUCCACCCAAACAAUACCCCACGCCCCUACCCAGAAUCCCUUCACCCCCCCCCAAUGUUAUUUUAAUUUUUAAUUUUAAACAUCAUCUAAUAAAUUACCACACCCCACAUUAUACCCCCCCUACCCCCCAAAAUUUAUUUUUAUUUUUUUAAACAUCAUCUAAUAAAUUACCACACCCCACAUUAUACCCCCCCCCCCCCCCAAUUUUUUUUUCCUUUUUGUAUUUUUGAAAGAUCGGCUAAUAAAUUAUUGAAUAUGAACAAUUUCCCCAUGAUGGCUUACGUUAUACUGUCAAGCACUUGAAUAGUCGAGCGCGCUGUUCUCUGACAGCUCUUGUUGAUAAUAUUCUUAACUCGAUUUCCAUGGAAUAAGAACCCUUUGAUUUGUAAUAUGUAUUAUUUAAUCAACUCUGGUUCCCAAUAUUUGUACUCACACACAUUGGACCAGUGUUGAUUUCCAUUUUAUCAUUAUAAAUGUACACACUGCUCCAAAGCAACAGUAUUCAAACGUAUACCAAAUAUUACAUUUAAACCAAAUAUAUAUCAAGCAAUUAUGCAUGCUUUAAUACGUACUGGUUGUAGGCUGGUUAAGUACUUUUUACUGAACUGUUGACUUCUUGCUGGUUUGAAAGUGUUUCAUUAUCACAAUAACUAAGAAAACAGAUAAUCUGUUGGUUCAUAGUGAACAUAAUGCAAGAAAAUAUUGAUAGCAACUCUUAAGAAUAGUGCUUCCAAACAAAUACAUAUAUUGGCAAUACCCGGGCAUAUUAUAUUAUCAAGAAAUAUCAGUAUGAUGGUAACUUAUUAGUGAACUUAUGAGGACAUUUUUAUGUUACUUAUCGUAAAAUAAACAAAAUCAAUAUGCUUUUGUUACAACAGUAUUAUAUAUUCACAAACUAAAUGACUUUCUGAUUAUUUUUUAAGCAGAGGAAUUUAUAAUCAGAUAAACAUUGUAGCUAUACUUUUUAUUGUUGAAUAUAAAUCAGUUUACCUAUGCAUAAUUUUAUACCAAGAGACAGUUUCACAAAUUAUUUUCAUGAGAAAUAACUUUCAAAAAUGUGCUUUUUUCCAGUUUUUCACGACUGUUUUAAUUGGUUGAUAUGUAAGUUUAAAUGACGCAUUGUCCUAGACAGAUAAAUGGAAGUGUUUUCAAUAGAAAAAAAUAGCUUCCUUAGACCCCAAUAUUGGCAAGUGUCUCCUUAAGAUUAAUUUCAUAAUUGUCUGUAAAUUCUUGGAAUUUAUUCUCAUGUUUCUGUUAUUAUAUCAACUAGCUUGUAUUGAAAUCUCUACAGUAAUAUUCUUCUGUCAAAAUUUCUAGUUUAUUUUACACAUGUAUUUUGUAUUAUUUUAUUUUUAGGUUCAAAGCUUUCAUUAAAAUGUUGUGUACUUU